AUGCUCACUGUGAUGAUGGGGAGACGUCUUGUGUGUGCCUUGGCCCUCGCGCUGUGUGGCGUGUCCGUGUGCGUGACGGCUGCCGCUGCUGGGAAGAGUGCGGAGGCGGGCGAUGGGGGAGCCACCGCAGGCGGCACUUUGGCGAAGUCUGCGGAGGCGGCAAGAGGGAGUGUGGAAGCGGCAGUGAAAGACGCGGAGGCGGUGCUGAAGGACGCGGAGAAGGCGGCAACGGAUGCGAAGGAGUUGCUUAGGGGCUCCGAGAGGGCAGUGAGGGACGCCAACGCGGCCCAGGAGAAGGCUGCAAAGGCAAAAGAUGAUAUCGAGCAGGCUUCGACGAUCCUUGUCGAGGCACGGGAGCUCGCGGAGGGGGUUAAAAAAAAAACAAGCGAAGCAAAGCCGAGCGCCGAUUCACUUGCCAAUGCAAAGGCCACAGCGAAGUCUGCGGUUGAUCUCUUCACGAAAGCAGCGGGGCUCCUGGAGGGUGCGGUGGCCAAGACCGAGGCUGCACAGACGAAGGCUGUGGACGCGGUGCUCAAAGUGAAGAGCGCGGGCGGACUUGCCGAGGCUUUGGCAGGCAACGCAAAGGUUACAGCUGAGAAUUCCAAGGCGGCGGCGGUGGACGCACAAAAGGCGGCGGCGACUGCUGAGGAAAUCAAGGCGAAGGUGAAGGAGACGGAGCAGAAUGCACAGACAGCCGAUUCAAAGUUCAAGGAGGCACUGAAGAAAGUUCAGUCUGUACUGGAGAGUGUCAAGGACGGAAAAACAAGUGCGGAGGCGGCGGCGAACCACGCGGGGGCGGCGGCAGAGGCGGCGGCGGCGGUGGCGAAGAAGAAAAGGCCUCCACCACCGGUGAACGAUCAAGAUGUGGCCAAAAAGGCCAAAUUGGCGGAGGAAGACGCAAGUACGCACGCGAGCGAGGCAGUGACACGGACCGUGGAAGCGUUGAAGAAGGCUGAUGAUGUCGAAGCUUACACCAAAACAUUGAAGACAGCCACUGAGGAGCUGAAGAAGCUCGCGGAUGGGGCAGUGUUGUCUGCUGAAAGGGCAAAAGAAUACGCGGAGGCCGCGAUUUCGGGCAAACCGUCUCUCCCUGAGGGCGAGAAUGAAGUGAGCCAUCUGGUCACGUCUCUCAAGGGGGACGACAGCUGCGGCCCUGCGUGGGGGCGUGCGUCGUUGCUGCUACUGCUGGCCUGCGUGGCCGUAUGGUAA
Molecule: messenger RNA, 1209 nt
Organism: Trypanosoma grayi
Lineage: Eukaryota; Euglenozoa; Kinetoplastea; Trypanosomatida; Trypanosomatidae
Exons: 1
Coding region: 1-1209 (402 amino acids)
Source: RefSeq, a predicted model, not a curated record